AUGUCAGCUACUUCAGAAUCUGAGUUGAUCGAAUUAAUGAAUUCUAUAGUCACAUUCGAUUAUAUUGAAAAUAGUUACAUGAAUCUAGAAGACUUUGAACUUGAUGAUUCUUCAGAUAACACAAGAGAAAGUACAAGUAAUAUGGAUAUAAUUGAAAAGAAUGUAGUUAAACCAUCUAUGCCAGAACUAUCAGAUACAAAUA
Messenger RNA from Dentiscutata heterogama, 202 nucleotides. The record is from the annotation of a GenBank genome assembly. NCBI's taxonomy places the organism in Eukaryota, Fungi, Glomeromycota, Glomeromycetes, Diversisporales, Gigasporaceae.